CCCGUGCCUGCGCACUAGAGCCCAGCACCCGCACGGUUGCAGUAUCAAACGCAUAGUGUUUAUUUUGUUCUGUUUUUGACCGGCAGCUUUUAAGUUAAACUCAGCCACAGCUAGGGUAAAGUUGAUAUUUAAGGCAGCCCUCGCCUAUCUCGAGGACGCCCGUGCGCCGUCGCGUGCCUGUGUUCUAACGGAAGUUAGCGUGCUAGCUAACGAAACUUCACGGAACUGGCAGGAGUCGCAGUCGGACGCAAAUCGAGGUGCGCGUUUCGGUGUUUGUGCGCGCAGGGGGGGGGGGAAGAGAAGCGUUCGGAUGAAUUAGGACGGGGGCGCGACCGCGUCACACUGCGGCCGAGGAAGGACAGCGCGCUGGAUUAACGCCCCGUCUCCGCUAAUUAGGCGGCAGAGUGAGGCAGCGCGCGCGCCGCGCGUGUUUGGACGGAACGUUGAACGGGGCGCCGCACAAUGAAACGGGGACGCGCUUUCCAAUGAACUUUUAAAGGGUGACCGAAGACGGUAACUGAAGAGACACUGACUUGAGAUCAUUGCUGAGAAGUCGGUGACUCUGGGGGAAAAGCUGGAAGCGACGACAUAGAACCUCAGAAGGAACAUCUUUCUUUUGGUCUUGGGUGUGUAAAACAACUCACUGAAUAGGAUUUGGUGGAUGUGACCACGUUCACUUGACUCAUCAUGGAGACGUCAGUUUGCUCAACAGUACAUCACAAUGGUGGCCUACCCAGCAGUCUCAGCUGCUCUAAACAUGGAGAGGGCUUGCUGAGAGUCCAUCUGUACCACAGUAAUCAGAGUGAAGCUGAAAGCACCUCACUCUCCUACCCUCCUGGGGAGUAUGUUGCUGAAGAGCUCUGUAUAGAUGCAGCGAAGGAGUGUGGUGUGACGCCCAUGUACUGUUGUAUGUUUGCCCUGAUGAGGGAGAGUGACUGCAUGUGGUUUGCACCUAACCAUGUAUUCCACAUAGAUGAGUCUACUAAUGAGGAUGUGGUCUUCAGAAUCCGGUUCUACUUCCCAGGCUGGCACAGCAGCGGCCCUUCCAGUGCAUAUCGAUACGGAGCAACCAAGGGAACAGAGACCCCGGUCUUAGAUGACUCCGUCAUGGCUUAUCUGUUCGCCCAGUGGCGGAGUGACUUUGUCAGUGGCUCGAUUGAUGUUGCAGUCAAUCAUGAAGCUCAGGAGGAGUGUCUGGGCAUGGCAGUGCUGGACAUGAUGAGGAUUGCAAAAGAGAAGGAUUUAUCCCCACUCGACAUUUACAAUGACAUGAGCUACAAGUCUUUCCUGCCUAAGGACAUGAGGGCUCGUAUCCAAGACUACCACAUUGUGACCCGCAAGCGGAUCCGCUACCGCUUCAAGAAGUUCAUCCAGCAGUUCAGCCAGUGCAAGGCCACAGCUCGUGACCUCAAACUCAAGUACCUGAUGAACUUGGAAGCACUGCAGUCCAGCCUGUACUCUGAACAGUUUGAGGUGAAAGAGCCUUCAGUAGGUCAAGUCACCAUCGUUGUCACCGGCAACAGUGGCAUCCAGUGGUCCUGUGAGAAACGCAAGGAGUCAGGUGCCGAGCAGGAGUUACAGACGUACUGUGAUUUCCCUGAAGUCAUUGACAUCAGCAUCAAGCAAGCUAAUAAAGAUGGCUCCAAUGAGAGUCGGGUUGUCACCAUCAACAAGCAGGACAGCAAGAAGCUGGAGCUGGAGUUCCGCUCACUUUCUGAAGCUCUGUCCUUUGUGUCCUUGAUUGACGGAUACUAUCGACUGACGGCAGAUGCUCACCACUACCUUUGUAAAGAAGUUGCUCCCCCUAGCCUACUGGAGGCUUUAUACAGCUACUGCCAUGGUCCAAUCUCGAUGGAGUUUGCCAUCAGCAAGUUGCGGAGGUUAGGGAACCAGCGAGGCCUUUACAUUCUGCGCUGCAGCCCCAAGGACUUCAACAAGUACUUCCUGUCUUUUGCUGUUGGGUCUGACAACGUGGUGGAGUAUAAGCACUGCCAGAUUGUUAAGACGUCUGCCCGUGAGUACAUCCUGAGUGGGGCAAAGAGGAGCUUUAGCUGCCUGAGGGAGCUUCUCCACUGCUACCAGAAAGAGACGGUCCGCUCCGACGGGUACAUCUUCCAGUUCACCAAGUGCUGCCCACCGAAGGCCAAAGAAAAAUCCAACCUGCUGGUGUGCAGAAGUAACCAGGGCUUAGAUGUGCCUCUCUCUCCCUCACUUCAGAGGCACAAUAUCAGCCAGAUGGUAUUCCACAAAAUCAGGAAGGAGGACCUUGACAUUCAUGAAAGCUUGGGCCAAGGAACCUUUACAAAGAUUUUCAGAGGCAUUCGCAAAGAACUAGGAGACUAUGGGCAAAUGCAUGAGACAGGUGUUGUUGUGAAGGUCCUGGAUAAGGCACACAGAAAUUACUCAGAGUCCUUCUUUGAAGCUGCCAGCAUGAUGAGCCAGCUCUCACACAAACAUUUGCUGCUGAACUACGGUGUCUGUGUUUGUGGGGAGGAGAAUAUUAUGGUCCAGGAGUAUGUUAGGUUUGGCUCACUGGACACAUACCUGAAGAAAAACAAGAAUGUUGUGAACACCACAUGGAAACUGGAGGUGGCCAAGCAGCUAGCUUGGGCUAUGCAUUUCUUGGAGGAAAAAAAUGUUGUCCAUGGGAAUGUAUGCGCCAAAAACAUUCUACUGAUCCGAGAGGAGGACCGGAAGCUAGGGAACCCCCCGUUUAUCAAAUUAAGUGACCCAGGAAUCAGCAUCACUGUUUUACCCAAAGAAAUUUUGGUAGAGCGCAUCCCCUGGGUACCCCCAGAGUGCAUAGAAGACCCUAAAAAUCUGAGCCUUGCAACAGACAGAUGGGCCUUUGGUACAACCCUGUGGGAGAUUUGCAGUGGGGGGGAGAAACCACUUGGUACACUUGACUGUUCCAAGAAGAACCUCUUCUAUGAGGAUAGACACCAGCUGACGGCUCCCAAAUGGACUGAGCUUGCCAAUUUGAUCAACAACUGCAUGGACUAUGAGCCCAUGUUUCGGCCCUCCUUCCGUGCCAUAAUUCGGGACCUCAACAGUCUGUUCACUCCUGAUUAUGAGCUGUUAGUUGAAAGUGACAUGUUGCCAAACCGAACAAGGGGAUGUGGUUUCACUGGUGCUUUUGAGAACCAUGAGCCAGCUCAGUUUGAAGAGAGGCAUUUGAUAUUCCUGCAGCAACUUGGCAAGGGCAACUUUGGAAGUGUGGAGAUGUGCCGGUAUGACCCCCUUCAGGACAACACCGGUGAGGUGGUGGCUGUGAAGAAGCUGCAGCACAGUACAGCUGAGCACCUGCGUGACUUUGAGCGCGAGAUUGAGAUCCUCAAAUCACUUCAGCAUGAGAACAUUGUCAAGUACAAGGGAGUGUGUUACAGUGCAGGCCGGAGAAACCUGAGGCUAAUCAUGGAGUAUCUGCCCUUUGGGAGUCUACGAGAUUACCUCAUCAAGAACAAGGAUCGGAUUGACCACAAGAAGCUUCUCCACUAUGCCUCCCAAAUAUGCAAAGGCAUGGACUACCUGGCUAGUAAGCGGUACAUCCACAGAGAUCUGGCCACCCGUAAUAUCCUGGUGGAGAGUGAGCUGAGGGUGAAAAUUGGAGACUUUGGCCUGACCAAAGUGUUACCCCAAGACAAGGAGUAUUAUACAGUAAAGGAGCCUGGGGAAAGCCCUAUUUUCUGGUAUGCUCCCGAGUCCCUGACGGAAAGCAAAUUCUCAGUGGCUUCAGACAUCUGGAGUUUUGGCGUUGUGCUGUAUGAGCUCUUCACCCACAGUGACAAGAACAGCAGUCCGCCAGCCGUGUUCAUGGGAAUGAUGGGAAGCGAUAAGCAGGGACAGAUGAUAGUCUACCACUUGAUUGAGCUCCUUAAACGGGGGAGCAGGUUGCCUCAGCCGGAGGGCAGCCCAGUAGAGAUCUACAGGAUCAUGACAGAGUGCUGGAACAGCGACCCCUGCUUGAGGCCAUCCUUCAAAAAGCUGGCUAACAGUGUGGACACGUUUCGCGACAGCAAGGAGAGCUGAUUUUGCCCUACCCUCUGGGGCAUUGCUAUGAUAAAAGGAACAUGCAGUGGGCUGAUUUUACUGCCACUUGUUUUCUGUAUCAUGGACUACUGCCUGGAGUGCCACACACUGCUUCGUAAUGGGUUAACCUGCACAAGACACUGCAUGUGGUUCACUAUAGUAACGCUAGAAGAGACUGGUAGUCAGCAAAAGUGACUGAGAGCAUCUUUGUGCAGCUAUAUGAACUCACCUGGACUUAUAACACUUACUUCUCCAAAAAUAAUGUGAGCCACCAAGUGCUUUCUUUUUAGGACCAGUGAUUUAGCAAAGACUAAAAACAUCACAAAGUGCUAUCUGUACAGUUUGUUUGCAAGUAAACUCCAAAGAACAAUCUCAACUAACUACAGAGUAGAACGACUUACUGCAUAAGAAACUUGGAAACUGCCUAUGGCAGCCUGGGAAUUUUUUUUCAAACUCUUUCCCCUCUUUAAAUCUGUUUUCUACAGCCAAAUCUUGGAUGAAUAGUCCAUUCAGAUGUGUAUUGGUUAACUAUCUAAAUGAUUUAUUUUUGCUUAAAAAUAAAUGGAUAUUACCUUUAA
Scleropages formosus (Asian bonytongue) is the source of this 4607-nucleotide messenger RNA. Its product is annotated as tyrosine-protein kinase JAK2-like. The record is from RefSeq and is a predicted model, not a curated record. Gene Ontology annotation, biological process: protein phosphorylation; cell differentiation; growth hormone receptor signaling pathway via JAK-STAT. Gene Ontology annotation, molecular function: ATP binding; non-membrane spanning protein tyrosine kinase activity; histone binding. Gene Ontology annotation, cellular component: membrane; cytoskeleton; cytosol. The coding region runs from base 688 to 4029 and encodes 1113 amino acids. The transcript has 25 exons. NCBI's taxonomy places the organism in Eukaryota, Metazoa, Chordata, Actinopteri, Osteoglossiformes, Osteoglossidae.